Molecule: messenger RNA, 657 nt
Organism: Miscanthus lutarioriparius
Lineage: Eukaryota; Viridiplantae; Streptophyta; Magnoliopsida; Poales; Poaceae
Source: the annotation of a GenBank genome assembly
AUGGCCCUGAUCGACCUCGGGCGAGGAGGAGGCGGCGGUGGCCGCGCCUCAGGCACCGCGCCGGCCAAGCCCCGGCUGGUGAUGAUCGUCGCCGAUCCCGGCCGCGAGUCGACAGCGGCGAUGGAGUGGGCGCUCUCCCACGCCAUCGUCGAGGGCGAUGACAUCCUGCUCCUCCACGUCAACAUGCCCUACCCCCACAACGGGGCCGCGGGUGGAGCCGCCGGGCCCUCACGCUCCUCGUCUGGCGGGAGCACCGGUUCCCCGAUCGCCGCGCUUCUAGGCGGUGGCUCGGGCGCCGGUGCGGAUCCGGUGGAUUUCGUGGAGGCGAUGCGCGCCGCGUGCAAAGCGCGGUACCCCCGCGCGCGGGUGCACGGGGAGCGCGUCGAGCCCGCUACCGAGGGCCGGGAAGCCAAGGCGCAGACCAUCCUCGCCGAGUCCCAGCGACGGGGCGUCGAGGUCCUCGUCAUUGGCCAGCGCCGCGUGUCCUCCUUCCUCGGGUUAAGGAGCCCGAGCGCGUCGAGCCGCGGGCACGACACCACGGCGGAGUUCUUGAUCGAGCAUAGCAAGUGCCUGUGCGUAAGCGUGCAGAAGAAGGGCCAGAAUGCCGGAUACCUGCUCAACACCAAGACCCACAAAAACUUCUGGCUCCUAGCAUGA